AUGAAACCUUUCACGAAUUAUGAGAAAGCAAUACUCAUAUCGACGCGAAUGGAUAUAAAUGGUUGUGUAUUUCCUUUUAUUGAUAAUCAAAAUCGAACAUAUAAUACAUGUAUAACAACAAGUGACUUACUUGCAAGAAGAAUAUCAUGGUGUAGAAAUAUUUUUGGUCAACCGAUAAGUUUUGAUUAUUGUGCACAAAAACCAUGUAUAUAUGGUAUAUGUAUUCCAUCAAGUCGAUGGACAUUUGGUAAUUCAUAUCAUCAUUUAUAUGUAAUUGUACAGAUUGUUAUACAGGAUGUUUAUAUGUACACAUGCUUAUUAUCGAUUAAAAGCUGUUUUUCUGCUCCAAAUAUAUUUCAAACAACAUUAAAUGCAUUAGAAUUUCUCACAACACAAACAUAUCAAAAUUUAUCAACAAUAUUUCGAAAUCUUGUUCGUAACAGUAUAAAUUCAAGUUUUAAUUUUUUACCAUUAGUUUUUACAAUAUUUCGAAUAUCUCAAGAAAAUUAUUAUCAAAUUUCUGCUGAUCUUUGA
This is a messenger RNA of Rotaria sp. Silwood2, 534 nucleotides long. The record is from the annotation of a GenBank genome assembly. Lineage: Eukaryota; Metazoa; Rotifera; Eurotatoria; Philodinida; Philodinidae.